This is a messenger RNA of Pseudomassariella vexata, 1140 nucleotides long. RefSeq lists its product as uncharacterized. Bases 219 to 1082 code for a protein of 287 amino acids. The transcript has 4 exons. Gene Ontology annotation, molecular function: catalytic activity. The record is from RefSeq and is a predicted model, not a curated record. NCBI's taxonomy places the organism in Eukaryota, Fungi, Ascomycota, Sordariomycetes, Amphisphaeriales, Pseudomassariaceae.
GAAUCCCGGGGUUAUUCUCGUUUGGCCUGUACUUGACUGCCGGCGGGGUUGCCAAAAUGCCGUGGCACCAUUUUACCCAGAACCAGGCGGGGUUCGCCACAAGGAUCCGGAACUUUACAUUGAGGGCGGAUAAGUUCUUUUGGUCUUUUCAUCCACCCGUCGUGAAUCGAACAGCGUUCCAGUAAUUCCAAUCCUCUCAUCACAGAACAGAGAGAAAUAUGGCUCCGAAUUGGACACAUCUGGUACGCUUCCUGGCCGAGGAAGACGGCCAGAUCCACCUCGGCCAAAUCGACGCCAAGGAAUGGCCGGAUGUGGGGCUUGCGCUCCAUGACGGCAAGAAAGUCACGGCGAAUCUGGUGGAAGGCACCGUGUUUGAUGGAGUUGUGACGGAUAAGUACCUCACCAUUGCACAGCUGCUCUCGCCUCUACGCAUUGACGAGGUGCCCAUCAUCCGAUGUCUCGGACUCAACUAUCGGGAUCAUGCCAAGGAGGCCAACAUGCCUAUUCCCAAUGAGCCGGUUUUGUUCAUCAAGCCUCGAACCGCUCUGAACGGGCCUGCUCCGGCCAAGAUCAACAUCCCCAAGAUUGCCCAAGAUGGAUCAAGCGACUAUGAAGCUGAAUUGUCUGUGGUUUUGGGCAAGUCGGGGCGGGAUAUUCCCAAAGAGAAGGCUUUAGAUUAUAUUCUGGGAUACACCUGUAGUAACGAUGUUAGCGCGCGGAUUCAGCAGAUGAAGAACAGCCAGUGGUGCUUCUCGAAGGGGCUCGACGGUUCUUGUCCGAUUGGGCCAGUUCUGGUCUCUCCAACAGCCAUUCCUGAUCCGCACAAACUGAGCAUCAAGGCAAUAUUGAAUGGUGAGGUGGUUCAGGACUCCAACACAGGCGAGAUGAUUUUCGACCUGGCCACGACCAUCUCGUUCCUGUCGCAGGGAACAACUCUUGAACGCGGUACCAUAAUUAUGACUGGUACUGGGCCGGGCAUUGGGGCAAUGCGAAAACCGAAGCUGACGCUGAAGAAUCAGGAUGACAUGAGGGUUGAAGUUGAGAAAAUCGGGACUCUCAUCAACACCGUUUACUUUGAGUGAGUAGCUGCUUACGUUGGGUAACACUCUUUACUAUAAGUAGUGUUUACGUACAAUAGCU